This is a messenger RNA of Pelobates fuscus (common spadefoot toad), 3307 nucleotides long. It is a transcript of the gene ACD, whose product is annotated as ACD shelterin complex subunit and telomerase recruitment factor. Bases 78 to 2150 code for a protein of 690 amino acids. Gene Ontology annotation, molecular function: telomeric repeat DNA binding. Gene Ontology annotation, biological process: negative regulation of telomere maintenance via telomerase; protein localization to chromosome, telomeric region; telomere capping. The record is from RefSeq and is a predicted model, not a curated record. NCBI's taxonomy places the organism in Eukaryota, Metazoa, Chordata, Amphibia, Anura, Pelobatidae. Gene Ontology annotation, cellular component: shelterin complex; chromosome, telomeric region; telomerase holoenzyme complex. The transcript has 14 exons.
CGUCAAAUUACAUGAUGUAAGAAGAGUGCGUCAGUGUCCAGUUAUCCUGUGAGUGUAAGUCCUAUAGGCAAAAAGAAAUGCGUCCUCAGCACUCCAUCAUUGGUCACCCAUGGAUACUUGAUGCAAUUGCCAAAUAUGACUCUAGAAAUCACAAGAACAAGCCUGUUCCUGCUCAAGUGGUUGAAUUUGUGAAGAUGCCGAUCAGCUCAACAAAUGAUCCUGAGGAUCCAGCAGCUGUUGUACAUAUUUCUGACAGAAAGUAUUACAUCCGAGCAAUCAUUACCAAAGAGGCACAAGAAACAAUGGAAAGGGAAAGUGACCACUUUACAUUAGCGCAUGUAAAGAACAAAAUUAUCAUCUUGAAAAACUACACUGUUUGCUUUACAGAGUUGGAAGAUCUUAGAGCCUGUGAAUUCUACAUAACUGUCCAUUACUUCACUAUGAUACCAAUGGAGACAAAUAGUGUGGACUUAUUGAAUUGCAACAUGGACCCUGGCGUGCAGAAGAAGAUCAAAGAACUGUGGCAAAACUACAUGGCUGAACUUGCUGUAAAGGAGUGCUCACAAGAUGUGUCACUUACUCAGCUUCUGAAUAUUGCUAAUGAAGACAAACUUAAUGCUUUGAAAUCUCUUGCUGAGCAGUGUCUCGAUCUGGGCAAAACCAACCAAGAAACUCAACAGGCAAUAACAAAAUGGGGCUCAGAGAGCUUUAAGAACAAGGACAAUAGUAAUGGAUUUACCGUCUCUAUGAAUGACCUUCUUAUUCCACCAAAUGAGGAAGAUGCAUUGAAUCAAAUGCAAGAGUUCACGAAUGCAGUUGAUGUAACAAGUGACCCUGAAGAUUCCAUAGAUGAAGUUCUCACCAAUGGUGAAAGUUCACUGCCAUACAGCACCGCAUUAUCGUCCGAGAAUGAGGAGCCAUACUGUGAUGUUCUAGAAACCCAAUUGGGUAAUCCAUGGAACAAGCUGCAGUCGCUUUGUAUUAGUCUAAGUUCAGGUUCUGCUUCCCAGACCAAAGAAUCAUCACCAUUUGUCCCACAGAGCAGUGAGGAAGACAUUUUUGUAGACCCAGACAGCAGCACUCCCGAGCUCUGUCUGCUACAUGUAGAUGAUCCUACUUCCAAGGACAUACCUAAAAAUGUGGAUGAGAAUUCUCCACUUAUAUUUUCAGACAGUCUUACCGAGCAAGAUCCAUCUGAACAACAUGAUAAAAUACUGUGUAACAGCGUGAGCCUGUUGGAUGGUAACACCACUCUUAUGUGUGCACAAAAAAAACAUUCAAAUGUGCAAAGUAGCCCCAUCAGCCCAGUACGGCAACUCAGCUCUCCUCAAAGCCAGUUGUCUGAGAUCAAACAAGGCAAGAUGAAUUCAACUAUGUCACCUUGUAUAGAAUCUGAGGUCAGUCUUCGAAAAGUCAGAUGCCUUGUCUUUCCAACUGAAGACAGUGAAAGCAGAGGGGCGUUGUUUACAACCAGAUCACGAAAGGCCAUUAAGAGGAAACAGAUUUCAGAAGAUUCAGACGUGACGUCUAUUGAUUUAAAUAAAAUGAACAAUCAAUUAGAAUCUGCACAUAAAGAAGGACCAAGCAAUAAAAAAGAUUGUGUAACUGUUAAAUCAACAGGAGCAAAUCAUACAUCAGUUAAUGAUAAAGAGAUUGAGAAUAAUAUGAAUGAAAGGACUAAUUUUGGAAUAGAACUGAAUUCUUAUUUUGAAAACGAGCUAGAGGAACAAGAACAGGUUGUUAGAAAGAUCAACACAAGAAAGUCUAAAGAGUGCAUUAAUACUCUAGUCAAAAAGAAGCAGGAACCGUAUCAAUCCAGUUUUACAGCUAAAACAAUCCAUUGUUUGAACAAAGAUAGAGGAAGUGAAGUAGUGUCGACUGGAAGUACAGCGUCAAGCCAAAAUAACCAUGUUGGAGAAACUACUAAUGAAGAACGUACCAAGGCACAGGGCUGUAAAGUCAUGAAAACUACACCAGUCAUAGAUCUGAACACAAGCAAUACGAUACACUAUGAUGGAACACUUUUCCAGUAUAAGUACAAGCCUCCUUCAGCAGAUCUCUGCACUCGGGUGAACUCCAUAAGGCUCCCAAGUGACCUAUAUCAGUGGGCUGUGAAGAUCCUUUCAGAAACCCAGGAACAAGUUCCCUAAAUAGCUCAUAUUAUUCUCUUGACUUAUUUGAACUUUCAGAAAAUGUAUUUCCUACUGCAUAUAGGUCUAGAGCUAUAAGCUUCUAUGGGAGCACAAACGAAGAGCACAAAGAGAAAUGUAUAUCUGGAAUUUCUCUAAAAGAUCAUUCCAAGCAUAUGAAUCCUUCUGGAACUCGAUCCAAGACAAGAAAUAAACAGAAGUCUACCUGCAAAAUGAAAUGGGAAAAUAAUUGGUUUUCAAUAUUGCUUACUGUCACUAUGUUGUUGGUCUGUGGAAUUAGCAUGUUACAUUUCACAAUCCAUUUAAAGUGUUCAAUUCAUUAUUAUAGGGUUAACUCCGUGCCACCAUAUUUGUGUUUCUAAGAUGGCGGCAGCUGGAAAUUCCAUCUUCUGCUUUUCCUUGGACGUGCACGUCAAAUUAGGAGCAUGUCCAGGCUUUAUAAUGGACCUGUUAACCUUCGCAAUCGCGCAAUGGUCAACCCCACUUCAGGAAGUGACACAACACUGGAAGGAAGUGAAUACAUGUUGACCAGCCACUGAAUCAUUUUAUAUAGUCAGUCAGUCAAGUAAGCAGCAAAUUGGCAUUGGUGGUAAAUGCCAAGUCAGUCAGACAGAACAGCACUCAACCAGAUGUAAGUUAUAUAUAAUUCUGAACAAUGUUAAAGUAACCACUUCAACAGCACUGCUGACAAACUGGUUGCAUGGCAACGUUAGGUUAAUUUGGCAUGUUUCUAAUAAAAAUAAAUGUCAAGCUACACAUUUUGAAGACCAAAUAAACGCAUAACAGUAAGACAGGGUGUAAAUGUUAUUGCUACACUCAAUUGAUAAACAUUAACUGAGUGAAUAUAGAGGUUUCCUAGUACUUUAUUAUUGCUUCUAACUGAUGUCUGAUAAAUAUUUUUUUACAAAAAGUAACAUUCUUUUUAGAAUGAAUUUGAGCAAAAAAAAAGUUAUGUUACAAUACUGAUACUAUCCCCGACUUUAAAUGUCCACUUGCCACUAUUCUUUGAGGAGUAAAAAUAUAGCCUUGGCAAGUCACCCCUGGUGAGUAUGCUGUGGAGAACAUUUUCAAAUUAGAUGAAUUGCCUUCAACCUUUUCUAGUUAAUUGCUGUCCUUUUCAUUAGUCCAUUUAUAUUGUGUACUUGUUUUUUUUAUAU